Rhodotorula graminis WP1 is the source of this 1614-nucleotide messenger RNA. RefSeq lists its product as uncharacterized. Gene Ontology annotation, biological process: ergosterol biosynthetic process. The record is from RefSeq and is a predicted model, not a curated record. Gene Ontology annotation, cellular component: endoplasmic reticulum; membrane. Gene Ontology annotation, molecular function: squalene monooxygenase activity; flavin adenine dinucleotide binding. The transcript has 4 exons. NCBI's taxonomy places the organism in Eukaryota, Fungi, Basidiomycota, Microbotryomycetes, Sporidiobolales, Sporidiobolaceae. Bases 1 to 1614 code for a protein of 537 amino acids.
AUGGCAGGCGCACUCGCCCACGACAACCGGAUACUCUCUGCAGACGCCCAGGCCGCCGCCGCGUCGCCGCACGACGUGUGCAUCAUCGGCGCCGGCAUCCUCGGCUCGGUCCUCGCCUACUCGCUCGCCGAGUCGGGCCGGUCCGUCCUCCUCCUCGAGCGCGACCUGUCCGAGCCCGACCGCAUCGUCGGCGAGCUCCUCCAGCCCGGCGGGUGCCUCGCCCUCCAGAAACUCGGCAUCGACGACACGCUCGACGGCAUCGACGCCGUCCCGUGCGAGGGCUACCAGGUCUUCUGGGGCGACCAGGUCGUCGCCAUCCCGUACCCGGACGAGAGCAAGACGAUGCGCUGGAGCGACGGCACCGACCGCAAGCAGGAGGGGCGCAGCUUCCACCACGGCCUCUUCAUCCAGAACCUGCGCCGCAAGGCUCAGAGCGCCGAGCGUGUCUCGCUCGUCGAGGCGACCGUCAACGAGCUCCUCGAGGACGAGGCCGGCACCAUCGUCGGCGUCAAGGCGACGCCGCGCAAGGCGAGCGCCGACGACGACGCGUCCGAGCCGCUCCACUACCGCGCCAAGCUCACCAUCGUCGCCGACGGGUGCAUGAGCAAGUUCCGCCGCGCCCUCCUCCCGUCGCACGUCGUCCCGACGACGCGCUCGCACUUUGUCGGCCUCGUCCUCGAAGACGCCGACCUGCCCGCGCCGCACCACGGGCACGUCAUCCUCGGCAAGGCCGACCCGGCCAACCCGCCCGCACCGACCGCCGAGGGCGUGCCCUCGCUCGGCCCCGUCCUCGUGUACCAGCUCGCGACGCACGACACGCGCAUGCUCGUCGACGUGCGCGGGCCCAAGCUCCCGCCGCAGGCCCAGCUCGCCGCGUGGCUCCGCGAGCACGUGACGCCCGUCCUGCCGCCGACCGUCGUCGCGUCGUUCCACGCCGCACUCGACAAGAGCCUCACCAAGGACAAGCAGUACCGCCUGCGGUCCAUGCCCAACUCGUACCUGCCGCCGUACCCGCAAGGGCGCGACACGCAGGGCGCGUUCCUCGCCGGCGACUCGCUCAACAUGCGGCACCCGCUCACGGGCGGCGGCAUGACGGUCGCGUUCAACGACUGCGUCCUCCUCACCGAGCUCCUCGGCGGCGGCAAGGCCGUGUCGGACGUCAAGGGCGACGAGCGCGGGCCGGUCGAGCUCGACAACUGGCUCGACAUCAGCGAGCGCCUCGAGGAGUGGCACUGGAAGCGCAAGGCGGUCGCGAGCUGCAUCAACGUCCUGAGCCUCGCCCUGUACUCGCUCUUCGGCGCCGACGACGAGAACCUCGAGGUGCUCAAGACGGGCUGCUUCAAGUACUUCGAGCUCGGCGGCGACUGCAUCCAGGGCCCGGUCGGCCUCCUCUCUGCGCUACGUCCCUCGCCCGCCAGCCUCUUCUACCACUUUUUCCGCGUCGCUUUCUACUCGAUCUACUGCCUGUUCACGCUCCCGAUCCUCGCGUCGGGCCCGGACGGCGGCAAGCCCGGCCUGAGGCAGUACCCGGCCCUCACGGUCAAGAGCUUCAAGGUGUUCUGGACGGCGUGCGUCGUCUUGCUCCCCGUCCUGUGGAGCGAGGGCCAGAUGUAG